AUGCCGCGAAAAGCUCUUUUAGGGAACUGGUUUGAGGAGGAGGCGUACAUGCGCGACCGUCAGCGGCUCAUGGAGGGCCGCAACGGUGGCCUCGUAGACGCCGCACGUGAGACGCAGCUCAUCAUCGCCAAGGUGAAGCACCACAGCACGCCCUAUCCCAUGUCCCCCGUGAACGAGGACGGCCUCCUCCACUUCUACACCCCCAUUAUGCUGCAGAACGCGGCGACGCUUGGCUUCUUGUCACUCGACCUGGAGGACCGCGCGCUGCGGCCCAGCGGCUGGCGCGUGGUGUGUUCGACCGCCCCCGCCAGCGGGCCGACGCUGCGCAACUGCUUCGUCCUCGCGCCUGCACCAACCGGGCCGACCGACAUGAUCGCCCCACCGCCGGGGGAGGAGGACGUCGUCCACUACGGCCAGCCAUUCUUCAUCAUGACAGUGCCGGAGCUCUGCGACGACCCACUGUCGCUUGUGUCGGAGCACAAGGGACCCCACAGCGCGUCAAAGGUCACGGGGAAGUACCAGGACGUCUUCUUCUCCCCUGAUGGUGCCUGCGCAGAGGCAAUGUGGGUCGCGGACUUCGCAAACCAGGAGUACCGAGAAGACAUGCGUGACAGGCCUGUAAAGGCAGAUGCCGUUUUGGCGAUGCGCCACAAUCACACCAACAUUCCGCUGGCGAGCACCAAGUCUGUGUUCUACAACGACUUUGGCCCGGAGUAUGAAGUAUGCUGCAAUAAAUUCGUCACGUGCGCCACAAAACUCCGUGCAGGCCACCUGCAGGAUGAGAACUACUGGACCUUCGUCCAUAGUGAAGAGGGCAAGGAUGAGGAGCGGGAGGAAAUGGCACCCGAGUCUGCUGAGAGAGUGGAGGCAGGUGGCGGCAACCACUGA
Molecule: messenger RNA, 888 nt
Organism: Trypanosoma grayi
Lineage: Eukaryota; Euglenozoa; Kinetoplastea; Trypanosomatida; Trypanosomatidae
Product: calpain-like cysteine peptidase
Exons: 1
Coding region: 1-888 (295 amino acids)
Biological process (GO): cilium assembly
Cellular component (GO): motile cilium
Source: RefSeq, a predicted model, not a curated record